Molecule: messenger RNA, 3041 nt
Organism: Corythoichthys intestinalis (scribbled pipefish)
Lineage: Eukaryota; Metazoa; Chordata; Actinopteri; Syngnathiformes; Syngnathidae
Product: coatomer subunit zeta-1-like
Exons: 9
Coding region: 28-708 (226 amino acids)
Biological process (GO): intracellular protein transport; intra-Golgi vesicle-mediated transport; retrograde vesicle-mediated transport, Golgi to endoplasmic reticulum
Cellular component (GO): COPI vesicle coat
Source: RefSeq, a predicted model, not a curated record
GCGCCCUCUGUUGAACUCUGUGCGCAUAUGGUUGUAUUUGGUUGGCUGCAGCGUGAUCGAGCCAGGGCGGCUCUACCAGGGGGAAAAAUAGACUGGAAUAGCCCUAUGCUAGGCGGUGUGACAGCUCAGAUGUGUCCACGUCAACAUAUCGAACGAAAGAGUGCUUUGGCAAUGGAUUCCACGUCUCUGGAACCUUCCCUCUACACAGUGAAAGCAGUUUUCAUACUUGACAAUGAUGGCAACAGACUCCUGUCAAAGUACUAUGACCCUGAGCUGUAUCCCACCACCAAGGAGCAAAGGAACUUCGAGAAGAACAUUUUCAACAAGACCUACAAAGCUGACAAUGAAAUUGCUUUCCUGGAGGGAAUGACCAUAGUCUAUAAGAACAGCAUAGACCUUUUCCUCUAUGUGGUCGGAAGCUGUCAGGAAAAUGAGCUGAUGCUGAUGUCUGUUCUCAACUGCAUGUAUGACUGCCUUAGCCAAGUUCUGAGAAAAAAUGUGGAGCUUAGGUGUCUCCUCGAAAACAUGGAAGGAGCCUUUCUCAUUGUUGAUGAAAUCGUUGAUGGGGGCGUGAUCUUGGAGAGUGAUGUCCAACAAGUCCUUCAAAAGGUCAAUUACAGGGUUGAUGAAACUUCAUUAUCUGAACAAAGUGUAGCUCAGGUCUUGCAGUCGGCCAAGGAGCAGAUCAAAUGGUCCAUCCUCAAAUAACAGAUGUCGCGAUGUCAAGCCCAUUUCAACAUUUAUCUACCCAUUAGUGUUGUAAUCAAAUUGUUUUGAUCUUGAAGGGCUAUGUUCACUAGAGAGACUGGCGGUUUGGAGACUUUACAGUGUGUAGUGUUUAUUAACACAAAAAUAAAGUAUACAAAGAAAAUGGUCAAAAAUGCAGAGUGGAAAAGGCACCGUCAAAUUACAGCUGGAGCUGCAGUUUGCGCCAAAAUGUUACUGGUGUCGAAGACCUUAACUGACGAUGACACAGAUAUUUUCUUCAAAUGACUUUUUUUUUUUUUUUUUUUUUUACCUGACCAAACAGUAAUUUUAACAUUAUUUUAACAAUUUACAAUACAACAGAUCAAAAACCCUUCUACUGUUGUAACGAAUUCAAUAUUAUUUCAUUAAUUAAAUUAUUGACUGCCAUUGACACGAUGAUCAACGUCUAAUACAUUUGACUGAGUUCUAGCAGCACACCAGUAAAAUUGGAUGGGAUGUUUAUCGCCUUCAAUUGCACUGAAACAUGAUCAUCCAAUGCCAGCCAUCGAAGCUCAGUCAAUGGCAGUGGCUGCGUUCCAAUCACGGUUUGGGUUGCCCUCGCUCACUUGCCCUAAGCUCUUGCUAUGACGUCACACGGAGGCCACUUGGAGGGCGGAGGCAAAGUGAGCGGAGGGGGAGCAAAAGACGUAAAUGGAACACACCGGCCCUCGUUCACUCACAGGCAAGAAAAUCAUGAAACGAACACAAAGUUUACGAGUAGCGCUAUACUCCAAUUCCAAAUCAGUGGCACCACCAGAAAUUCUUCAUAGGGGUGGCCAAAUGGGGCCACUUAAAACCUUGAGGUGGCACACCAAAAAAUAAAAGCCAUAAUUUCAGGUUUUUACUAUGUUGUAGUAAUAAACAGGCUAGUAGAAAACUGUCAGAUUGACUUAAGGACACACCUACUGAUAUACUUUUGUCGAUUAUGUUAUAUUGUAUUUUGUACACUAUUAUAUUGUGCUAAUGUGCAUAGUCCAUAAAAGUCCAGUCAACAUUUUGAGUUCCGCAGCUACUACAAUCUAACAUUAUACUGGUGCGUGGGGUGGCCAACAAAUUCAUUGGGGGGGAGCCAUGGCCAGGCCUGGCCACCCCCUGGUCGUACCAUUAUUCUACAUCACACAAAAUGCACGGCGACUCAUGGCAAUAAACCAGCGACGUAUUCUGCGCUUGAUGGCAAUACGUCGGUACCUGGGAAUUAUCAAAUUAUUAGUUUUGUAUCAAAUUUUAUUCGGGCAAUUCUUUAUAAUUGGUAGACAAAUUUGUUGUUUAAAUGCAUUUCACCUAUUUGAAGUUUAGUUUCAGUGCCUCCCAGUGCCAUUUGAUUGACAGACCAUUCCUGUCGUCAAAAGCAAAAUAGAAAAGAUAAGCGAAAUAGAAACAUCAAUGGAAAAAAAAAAUGUUCCCCCUUUUUUUUAUGGCAAAAGUGAAACUCAAUAAAAAAGUUAUUUUAUUAUUAUUUAUUCAUUUAUUUGUCUUUAUAAUUAUUUAUUUGUUCAUGUUUUUUUUUUAUUUAUUUUGGCACUAUUGUGAUUCCAUACGUUCUGCCAUAACUGCCACAUACAGUCUAAUUUUUUUUAUUUUUUAACAACAAUGAUGAAUUUUACAAUUCGAAAGGCAGUUUGGUAUAACAGUCAAACACCGUGCUGGCAGCUUAAUUCAUUUUCUUCUUCUUCGGUGGUAUAUAUACAGCAGCCAACGGUGUUUAAGCUUCAUUAUCAACACCACAUAGACAUAUUUUCCAUGCAUUAUUGCAAUGCAUUGUGGGAUACAGGAAGCUCCGGAGUGACCAUCGUUUUUCACUCAAUCACUGAGCCCUCUGAGGGUCCAUCUCACCAAGUUCACUUCACUGUUUUGGGAAUUGGAACGGCCCUUAAGAUGGUGGCGGGGAUUCCCCUGGGGGACGGUGGCUAGGGCAAGUGAGCGAGGGCUCAUUUAAACCACGAUUGAAACGCAGCAAGUGAGUGAGUUAAGGGAAAUUGUUUGUUCUUGUUGGUUUUAAUUGUGCAAAAAUACUAAAUGAAGGGUACCAUAAGUAUAUUUUAUUGUUUGUAUAUGCACAUACACAUACACAAAGCCAUACUCAGAACUCUGUUGGACCACAAACCAAAUGCAAUGCCUUAUUUUCAUGUACACUUAUGUCUUGUUUUUUUAAACAAAGAUGUACUAACAAUUUUAUGUAAAAUAAAGUAUGUACUGUAUGUGUGUUUUCUACAUACGCAAAAGGCCGUAACGCAGUCAUAGGACUAUACACGCUUGCAGUUGGAAGUUCUAUUAUGCCAGCCUUCUAAAUCACA